GAGACAGAGAGAGAAAGGAAAUGCUCCCACUUUUUACGCGAACGACGACAUCAGUGUAUGCGCGCACCAACACACUCACAACUCUGGCAUUCCAAGAUGGCUGUGGAGAACAACAACGCGCGCGGCGCAGCCGCUCAGUCUUCCUAGGAGUCGCGGACUGUCACCUCGCGCUCGCGAUAUAUUUAAUUACAUUUCCUUCUACGACUCAUCCCGUGUGCCUAAUACAGUGUACAUGUACCUGCAGUGUAUUUCCGACCCUCUGGAAUGUAAACGGAAGCGUCUGCACGAGUAGAGCGAGAGAGAGAGAACGUCCAGAGAAAAUACUCGCGUCCGUGUGUUACAGUGCAGUGCAGUGCGGCAGGAGAGGAGAGAGUGUGUUUCUCCUUUUUUCGCGAGGAUCUUUAAACGGCGCCGGAGCUGCGAGAGGACAUGGCCAAGUCCGUGCUGGGCUCGGACACGAUGCCCAAGGCGGGCAGAGUCAACGAAGGGACGCGGACAGAUGCAGCGCUUGUGUAACGAGAUUUUCAAGGAUUAGACGUUUCGAGCGCGUUCGGGUGUGCAGGGAGUGGUUGGUGCACGAGGAUGGAGCAUUGGCCUAUCGUCUUCAAGAUGAAGAAAUCAAGGAGCAUUACACACACAAUAAAGUUCGAAAUGCACAGGUGAGGGAAGAUCUUCCCAAAGCUAGAGUAGAGCAAGAAAUAGAGAAGUUGAGAUACCUAUCUCAUGUGCAAGAACAAGAAGAGAGAGAUGCACUUGUAGCAAGGCAAAUUGCACUUUCACUUGAACGAGAGGAACGAAUGAGAGAAAGAGAAUUACGAGAGCAAAUGAGACUGCAGCUUCGGUUGGAUGACGAAGCAGCAAGAUUAGAAGCUGAAAGUGAAAUACAACGACGGAUACAAGAAGAAAAAGAUCAGGAAUUGGCAAGGAAGCUACAAGAAGAGGAAGAACUAGUAGGUACUGAUACCCAGGAUGGCGCGGUGGUGGACGAACAGCUCCUACUGGAUCAUAAAAUUGCGAUGGAGGCGCAAGACGCCGAGUUGGCUCGCAUGCUGCAAGAGAAAGAGCGGGCGAAGGCAAAGCGAGCGCGAGAACGAGCCCGACAGAAGAAAUUAGAACGCCAGCAGCAACAGCAGCUGGAAGAGGAGCAGAUGUCAGCGGCCAGCGGUAGCCUGGAGAGGUCGCAACGACCUGAUAAGCUGGACUUGAAGCCAAGCCUGCCCAAACCGCGUCAGACGCGACACACUCGGCAGCCCUCGGACCCGGAAGAGAUCCGAAGCUAUUCGGAGGAGGUAGACGGCGAGGAAGGCGCUACGGCACUUGCUGCAGCUAUUUCGGAACCGCAGCCACGCAAUGUUGCUGCGAUGAUCGAUCCCACGUAUAAUGGGAGCGCUUAUGGCACAAGCUUGUCUAGUGGCGGGUCCAGUAGUAUCAGCCCCACGUACGCGUUGUCGACGCCACCGCCGGUGCCUUCGGCUGGGCCUCACAUCGACGUGGUCAGCCUUGACGACGCGGCGUCUUGCUACAUGCCUGUGCCUGGCACGCGGCGUAAUCCUGGACAGCAACACUCUCCUUUGCAGAAUCAAGAGGAAAAACACAAACGUCGCGUUAAAGAUAGCUGCAGGCAGCAGUAAACGAUAAUCAAAUGAAGAAAUGAAAAAAACUACUGAACUGGAUUGUAUACGUUUAUAACGGUUCUGCGUUGUUCAUUGGUGGAAAUAUUUUUAUUGCCUCCUUCUAACUGAGAUUCAUUGUUGAUAGUUGUUAAAACUUGCAUAUUUUUAUGAUUCAAAAAAAUCGUUUUAUUUUUUUUUAAUAUAUAUGCAAAUGAAAGCAUGACUGUACGUUGUUGUACAAGUACAGCAAACAUUUAUUUUUCCUAAUCAAAAUCGUGGCUAGAUACUUGAAAAGAUAAAGAAAGUUUGAAUUUCUAUAUUUUUAUUGUGUCAUCAUAGUUUUGUUUUAAAAACGUGACGUAUAGUUUCAAAAAUUUUAUUUUAUUAUUACUUAAUUUGGAAAAUCAAAAACUUGUACUCGGAUUUUAUGAGAGUAUAAACUCGACUAAACUAUUUGCAACUAAUGUUAGAAAAACAUUUUAUCAAGUUACUAUGGGAUCUAUUAAAUAAAUUUAAUAAUCCUUACAUCGCAUAGAAAGUAAUAAACUUGUAAUUGUAUACUUUUAUACAAAUUUUGAACAGAAAUAUUUCCACCAAGGUCUAUAAUAUAGCCGACGUGUGAGGCCUUUUUCAUUAUUUUUAUUAAAAAAUGAUACGCUAUUGAAAACUCUGCCGUGCCUUGAAGGAAUGGGCAUCAAAAUUCACACGUGUGCCUCGAGUGUCAUGCAAUAAAACAAAAAGUAUGGCAUUUAUAAGAUUAAUUAUAAUCUUGCCUCUCUAUUUCCACUAGGUUUAAACAAAAAUUUUAAGAAAAUCAAUUUAUAUCUAUAUACAUCGAACCCAACGGCGGUAGCUUCCCGCUCGUGAAGAAAGCGUGAAAUUGUAUAUAAUCGUGCGCAAUUAUAUGCGAUAACAUAAUAUGCAAACUGUGUAAUAUUUUGACGGGAUUUUAUCGCUGAUUUUUGGUAAUUCCGACAUUUUACAUGAACCAAUUAUUGCCAAAGAUCUGAGAUCUUGCAGAGAUUGCUUUUUACCGAAUUCCAUUAUUGAGAAAAAAAAAUGAGAUCGUGUUUAAACUACUCAAUGUGUUUUUUUCUAUUUUACCAGUGCGUGGUCCAAACAAAUGAAUCAAGUAUUAGUAUUAUCAGUAUCAGCUUUGCGUUACGUGCGAAUAGAGAAAUACUUGUGUUAUGAGCAAUAAAGAAUUAUGGAUGCGUGGAGUAAACCACUUUUACUGUGGUUAAAUAUGUAUAAUUACAACUAUAGCUUUACUCAUACGGUUUAUUAUAUACAAGCGGUUUAUUAUAAAAGGGAAUUUUGGAGACUUGAUUAGAAAUUACUAGACUUAUACCUUCUUUAUUGAAUUAACAUAUGAUGUAUCAAUAAAUUAUUUACAACAAUAUCAUA
Molecule: messenger RNA, 3020 nt
Organism: Nasonia vitripennis (jewel wasp)
Lineage: Eukaryota; Metazoa; Arthropoda; Insecta; Hymenoptera; Pteromalidae
Product: coiled-coil domain-containing protein 50
Exons: 8
Coding region: 21-1631 (536 amino acids)
Source: RefSeq, a predicted model, not a curated record